GGCGGCGGCGCCAUGCGGCUCCUGUUCCUGGCGGUGCUCCGGCGGCACACGGGCAACGCCAUCACGGCCCAGCGUGUCCGGGACCAUCUAGAAGCUGCGGGUCACGUGUGUAUUCUGAAAGAUCCCUUGGACUUUGAAAGCCCAUCCGAAAUCUCCACCUUCAUCAAGGCUGAGAGCGUGGAAGCAGCUAUGGCUCUUCAUCUCUAUAGAGGGGGUAGACUUUUGCCAGGUCAUGGAAUUCCUUUUGGAAUCAUCUUUGGUGGAACUGAUUUAAAUGAAGACAUAAAGCAGGGAGAAAAAAACAAAGUGAUGGGAGAAGUCCUAGAAGAAGCCAGAUUCGCUGUCGCUUUCACGGAGUCAAUGAAGGAAGCAGCACAAAGGCAGUGGCCACAUGCUAAGGAUAAGAUCUAUGUCCAGAGUCAAGGAAUUGCAACAGUGCCGAGCACCACCUUUAACUGGAACACCUUCCUUCAGCGUUCAGAGAUUAACCAAAAUGCUGACAACCUACACGUGUUUCUCCUGAUCUGUGGACUCCGACAAGUGAAAGACCCUCUCUAUUUGGUGGAUGCAUUCUCGGCAUGGCAUCAAGAGGAGCCCAACGUUUACAUGGUUAUCGUCGGUCCUGAAGUUGAUCCAGUGUUCACAAGGGAAGUCAAAGCCAAAGUAAAGAGGACCCCUGGGGUACGGUUGAUCGGGGAAAUGACUCGGGAAGACCUCCACGCGGUCGUGAAGAAUUGCUUCGCAGUGGUGAAUAGCUCUGUCUCUGAAGGCAUGUCAUCCGCAAUCCUGGAGGCGAUGGAUUUGGAAGUCCCUGUGUUGGCAAGGAACAUCCCUGGGAACGCGGCCGUGGUGAAGCACGAAGUGACAGGAUUGCUGUUUUCCGACCCUCAGGAGUUUGUUCGGCUGGCAAAGAGACUGGGGGGCGAUCCGGCACUAGAAAAACAACUCGUGGCCAACGGAAGGGAGUAUGUGAGAAUGUAUCACUCGUGGCAGGUGGAGAGAAACACCUAUGGGCACCUGGUCAGGAUGCUGGAGGGAAGCAGUGAGGACUAAGGGCGUGCCCGGUGCCGUGAGAUGCUCAGCCCUGGGCAGACACCCAGGGACAGGGCUCUGGGCAGAGGGCGGCCAUCCAGUCGAAAUCAAGCCGGGUGCAUUGGAACCGUAGAUUUAUUUGUCAUAAGACGAUUCAUCCAGAACCUCUCUGUGCUUCCAGGUAACAGCCCAGAUGUGUUUCCUGAUCAGUCCUCAUGGAGAUGCAUUACUAAUUGGGGCAGGGUAACUGGUUUUAAGGGGCAUCAGGGAGAGAGUUUGAUCAGCUGCUUUAGGACUUCUAGGGACAGUAAGGGCUUAUUUGUAAGCCAUCACAGGGAAGGGUAGGCCUCUCUCCCCUGUAUUCUGAUGACCUGUAACCCAUCACUGUCUGUUCAAAGAGCAAAAGCAAAAAUCAGACGUGUUGGCUGAGAGGGGUACAGGCAGUGAUUAUAAUGUGGUACAGACCCUGAAGCCAAUCUGGGGCCCCAACAGAUGUGCAGCUGGGCUCCCAGGCUCUGCAGGUUUCCGUCUCUAAACACUGGAAACAUUGCUGUGCAUGAGUUGACCUAAUCAGUCAUGUAACUGAGAGAGCGGGGAGUGCUCUAAAUAAGCAGGCCGACCCCUGCCCCGCCAUAGGCUCCACCC
Molecule: messenger RNA, 1677 nt
Organism: Mesoplodon densirostris (Blainville's beaked whale)
Lineage: Eukaryota; Metazoa; Chordata; Mammalia; Artiodactyla; Ziphiidae
Gene: GLT1D1
Product: glycosyltransferase 1 domain containing 1
Exons: 12
Coding region: 13-1053 (346 amino acids)
Molecular function (GO): glycosyltransferase activity
Source: RefSeq, a predicted model, not a curated record